CCAUGCGGGCUUCGCGUGGCCGCAGCGCCUAGCGACCUAGGCAGCAGCCAAUGGCCAGGCAGUUCCUGUGCCGUCGGGCCAAUGAGCGUGCCGUGGGCGGGCUAUCCCGGUUCUCCGGGAGCUGAUUCUGUGGUUGAAGGAAUCAGCUCUGAGGAAGGGUCCUGCGCGCGGGCGGGCGGGAGUGACUGUCAGGGUCCCUGGGAGUGGCUGCCCCUCAGGUGGCUGCGGAGCCGGAGCCGGAGGCAGGCGGCCGCGCCACGCCACACCAUGGCGCCCACCCUGGCCACUGCCCAUCAGCGCCGCUGGUGGAUGGCCUGCACCGCCGUGGUGGAAAACCUCUUCUUCUCGGCAGUCCUCCUGGGCUGGGGGUCGCUGCUCAUCAUGCUCAAGUCUGAAGGCUUCUACUCCUACCUGUGUACCGAGCCAGAGAACAUCUCUGUCUCCAAUGCCACGGUGGAGGGCACCGCAGUGCCCGAGCACGAGGAGGUGAGCUGGAUGAACGGCUGGCUCAGCUGCAAGGCCCAGGACGAGAUUCUAAAUUUGGCCUUCACCGUGGGCUCCUUCCUGCUCAGUGCCAUCACCCUGCCCCUGGGCAUCGUCAUGGACAAGUAUGGCCCAAGGAAGCUCAGGCUGCUGGGCAGUGCCUGCUUUGCCGUCUCCUGCUUGCUGAUUGCAUAUGGAGCCAGUAACCCGGACUCGCUGUCUGUGCUCAUCUUCAUCGCCCUGGCUCUGAACGGCUUUGGCGGGAUGUGCAUGACCUUCACCUCACUGACGCUGCCCAACAUGUUCGGCGACCUUCGCUCCACAUUUAUUGCCCUGAUGAUAGGCUCCUAUGCCUCCUCGGCCGUCACCUUCCCAGGGAUCAAGCUCAUCUAUGACUCUGGAGUUUCGUUCAUCCUCAUCCUGGUGGUUUGGGCUGCCUGUUCUGGGCUGGUGUUCCUCAACUGCUUCCUCAACUGGCCUUUGGAGCCCUUCCCUGGUCCGGAGGACAUGGACUACUCGGUGAAGAUCAAGUUCAGCUGGCUGGGCUUUGACCACAAGAUCACAGGGAAGCAGUUCUAUAAGCAGGUGACCACGGUGGGGCGCCGGCUAAGUGUAGGCAGCUCCAUGAGGAGUGCCAAGGAGCAGGCGGCCCUGCAGGAGGGCCACAAGCUGUGCCUGUCCACUGUCGACCUGGAGGUGAAGUGCAAGCCGGAUGCCACAGCGGCCCCCUCGUUCAUGCACAGCGUGUUCAGCCCCAUCCUGCUGCUCAGUCUGGUAACCAUGUGUGUCACGCAGCUGCGCCUCAUAUUCUACAUGGGGGCCAUGAACAGCAUCCUCGAGUUCCUGGUCAGUGGCGACCAGAAGACAGUGGCCCUCUACACGUCCAUUUUUGGCGUGCUGCAGCUGCUGUGCCUGCUGACCGCACCUGUUAUUGGCUACAUCAUGGACUGGCGGCUGAAGGAGUGUGAGGACGUCUGCGAGGAGUCCGAGGACAAGGAUGCCAGCCAAGGCGAGAAGAAGAAGAAGAAGCGGGACCGGCAGAUCCAGAAGAUCACCAACGCCAUGCGAGCCUUCGCCUUUACCAACCUGCUGCUGGUGGGCUUCGGGGUGACCUGCCUCAUUCCCAACCUAAAGCUUCAGAUACUGUCCUUCAUUCUGCACACGAUCGUGCGAGGGUUCAUCCACUCGGCUGUCGGGGGCCUCUAUGCUGCCGUGUACCCCUCCACCCAGUUCGGCAGCCUCACGGGCCUGCAGUCUCUCAUCAGUGCUCUCUUCGCUCUCCUGCAGCAGCCGCUGUUUCUGGCCAUGAUGGGCCCCCUCCAGGGUGACCCCCUAUGGGUGAAUGUGGGGCUGCUCGCGGUGAGCAUGCUGGGCUUCUGCCUGCCCCUCUACCUGGUCUGCUACCGGCGCCAGCUGGAGCGGCAGCUGCAGCAGAAGCAGGAGGACGACAAGCUUUUCCUCAAGAUCAACGGCUCCUCCAACCGCGAGGCGUUUGUGUAGCACCGCUGCCCGUGCCUCUCGGACCGGCCCCUGUCCUCCUGCCCGCUCUGCCUGCUCCUGAGGACCUGUGCGCGAUCCAGGACCCUCCUUCACCGGCCGCCCCGGGGCCAGGGCGCUGCCUGAAGCUCUGCAGGGGAGGAGUGCGAGAGGGCUCAGGAAGGGUGCACCCCUGCUGCCAGAAGGGGGGUCUGCCCUGGUUUCACUCUGUCCCUGUCCCACCCCCGCCCGGGGAGCUGGGGGACUCUGGGGCGUCUGUAGGCAGACGCUCACCCUCCCGAGCCUGCGUUCCACCUCUUGCCAAAGCAGAGGAGUCUGCCACCCACUGCCUGCCACCUGUCCCUUGGCUGCAUGCCCACCAGCCACGCCCACCGAGGACAAAGCUUGCUCUGUCUGUACCCCUUUGCCUGGCCUUCACCUCCUCCCCUGGCCAGUCUGAAGUUGCCUGAGGAAGGAAGGACCCACUUCCUGUUGUUGGUGCUAACUCCAUUGUAAUUCCAGCACCCUGUGGCCUGGACCUAGCCUGGCCUCCCUUUCAAGGCCAAUGGGGAAGUCUGGCAGGGGCAGGAGGGUGGGCAGGUCACGAAGCACUCCAGGAGCCGGGGAUGAGGCCAGCUGGUUGCCCCUAACCUCCUCCCUCUGGGCCUAGAAGCAGGGAGCAUUUCCACUGCCACCUCGGUUUGGGUCUGCAGCCUGAGGGACCUUCAAGGCAGCCCCUCCCACCCCUUCCCCUCAACUGCUUGGUCCCUGGGGAGUGAGGCCCCCCCCCUCAGAAUCAGAUCCAAGCAAAUGGGAGGGUGAGGGGCAGAUGAGUGUGUGUGCAAGUAUGUAUGUGUGUAUGAGAUGGCUGUGGGCCGCGAGAGCUGGGCUCUGGGUGUCUGCCGAUGCCCCACCGCCCAGAAGGGAGUCAGCCAGGCUUGCCGCUGGCCAGGCCUCGCUCAGGGCCGCGGGGUCACAGCACCCCCUGCUGGCAGACGGCGCCGGAGUGGGGGACCUGUGCCCGCGGGACAAACUCAGACCUCGGUGUGCCGAUGGGGCUGGGUUGGUUUUCAGGUUUCUUUUAGUUUUACCACUCUUCUUUUUUAUAAAGCAAUAAAUCCAUUUUGCUCCUGGCAAA
Molecule: messenger RNA, 3097 nt
Organism: Ochotona princeps (American pika)
Lineage: Eukaryota; Metazoa; Chordata; Mammalia; Lagomorpha; Ochotonidae
Gene: SLC43A2
Product: solute carrier family 43 member 2
Exons: 14
Coding region: 82-1983 (633 amino acids)
Biological process (GO): transmembrane transport; neutral amino acid transport
Molecular function (GO): L-amino acid transmembrane transporter activity; neutral L-amino acid transmembrane transporter activity
Source: RefSeq, a predicted model, not a curated record